UGUCGGGGAACACAAAAGUUUCUUGCUGUUUCUAGAUCUCUUGCGGUCCUCGUUGAUUACCUUGCCUGUUUUAACCAGUCAUUUCAUGCAUAAGUCAUUUACGAGGUUAGCUAUUUUUUCUUUUUUACUGUUUAUUUUAAUAUAACCGCGCAUACUACCGUACUAUGUUCUCUGCAUCACGGCGGUUCUUUGUCACUCUGACCAGAAAAAUGCGCUGCGCUCUAAACCACAGAACGAGACCUGUUUUGCUUUUUCUUGUUCGUUUCUUUGUGUUCGCUGUAGCUUCCUCUAGCGACACGUGCGGCCGCGCGUUUUGGCUUCAUUUUCAUUGGCUUCAGUAAUCGCUGCAUGCGGGCGUUGUUGUAGAGGCUGCCGCAGAGGCAGCGGAGCCUGCCGGGUCGUGCUGGAUUGCGUCGUUCAGCGUAAGGAUGAGUGUGGCAUGUCUGGCGUUGUCGGUAUCUCGAGCGCGUUUGUUAUCUGCUGAUCGCGAGGAUAUGCUGCCGCGGAACCGAAGCCCUCUCCAGUGCGUCGGUGCGCGGUCGUCCUGACGCGAUGUCGGCGGGCGACGCGAUGUCGGCGGGCAACGCGACGGCGGCCGACACGCUGCAGACGUACACCGUGGGUUCCUACUUCUCGACGUCCGUGUGCCCGACGUGGCUUCCUACCAACCACAUACUCUUCCAGUUGGCCAACAUAUUCCUCUUUCUCUCGUACAUGGCGCCCGCGGGCCUCUAUGGGCUCCUGUAUCUGCGCGUAUGUCUGACAAUCGGCAGCUUUUUCUUCGCCCUCUGGGGCUACGUUAUUUUGUGCGCCUUCGACACUAUGGUGUGGAACUCAUUCUUCACUGCCAUCAACCUAGUGCAUGUGUGCGUGCUAAUGUAUAUACUGCGGCCGGUGCGACUGGCGCCCCACAUGGAGGUCGUGUACCAGGAGCUCUUCCAGCCGCUCAAAGUGUCGCGCCAGCAGUUUCAGGCGGCGGCAUCCUGCGUCAAGACGGUUAUGGAUGUGGAACCGCAGGAGACGUACGCCGUGGAACGCGUCACGCGCGCCGAUCGCCUGACGCUCGUGCUGAGCGGCAGAUUCCUCGUCUCGCACAAGGGCCGGCCGCUGCAGAUCGUCGAUCGGCUCGAGUUCCUGGACUCGCCCGAGUGGUUCGGCGUGUGCAGCAGCGGCGGCGACAACUUCCAGGUGACCAUGACGGCGAUGGAACGCUGCCGCGUGGUGGUGUGGAACCGCGACAAGCUCAAGCUCACCAUCAGCGGCGACACCUUCCUCCAGGCCGUGUUCGACAACGUGGUCGGAAAGGACGUGGUGCGCAAACUGCUCUUCGUCACCGAAUCGACGCAGAACAACCCGCACGUCGAGAAUGCGUCCGAGACGACCAAGCUGCUCAUCCAGAUGAAGGAGAACGCUGUUCGCGCGGCGUCUCGCGGAGAGAAGGGUAUAGUAUACUAUGCACCUACUGAAGAGGAAGAGCUGUGCACGCUGAAAGAAGACGAUGCUCUGGUGAGCGUAUGGAGCUGGGGCCGGCGACCUUGCUAUCGUUCAGACCCCGAGACGGCAGUCUAACUCACCGGUGCCUCAUUUGCUGCGAGGUCACACAUCAUGGUUGCCAAAUGCAUUUUUCACCAUUAAACUGUUUAUCCGUGUUUCAAA
This is a messenger RNA of Dermacentor albipictus, 1656 nucleotides long. Its product is annotated as blood vessel epicardial substance-like. Gene Ontology annotation, cellular component: sarcolemma. Gene Ontology annotation, biological process: regulation of membrane potential; skeletal muscle tissue development; striated muscle cell differentiation. The record is from RefSeq and is a predicted model, not a curated record. Gene Ontology annotation, molecular function: cAMP binding. NCBI's taxonomy places the organism in Eukaryota, Metazoa, Arthropoda, Arachnida, Ixodida, Ixodidae.